Bathycoccus prasinos is the source of this 954-nucleotide messenger RNA. RefSeq lists its product with no specific name. The transcript has a single exon. Lineage: Eukaryota; Viridiplantae; Chlorophyta; Mamiellophyceae; Mamiellales; Bathycoccaceae. The record is from RefSeq and is a predicted model, not a curated record. Bases 1 to 954 code for a protein of 317 amino acids.
AUGAAGAUACGAAUGAUUCAUAUAAAGGACAAAAACUGUCAAAGGUCCAAGAAAAGGUCAAGGAAAGAAGAAAAAAACAACACAAACAACUUUUUUUCUUCUACGAAAAAAAAAAGAUAUAUGAUUUGUCAUCCGAUGAUGAUGAUGAUGAUUAAGACGACGACAGACACCGGUAAGUCGCUGGUGAAUACUACUCGUACUCAUUCGAGCAGAAGGAGACCGAUUUUGAUGGCGACGUCGUCGUCCUGUCUUUUUUUUAAUAAUAAUAAGAAUAAUAACAACAACAUUAACAGGAGGAGAUGGAGGAAAAAGAAUCGUCAUCAUCAUCGGAAAAAGAUGAUGACGAUGAUGAUGAUGACAAAGACGACGAUUCAGACGACGAGUAGUAAUAAGAAAACGGAAGAAGAAGAAGAAGAAGAAGAAGAAGAAGAAGAAGAAGAAAAGCAGCAACAUCGAACGACUUUAUUGAAAACCGGGGCGCUGCUUAAGAAAACGUGUUUUUCGAUUCUUGCCACGGUGUUCGUGACGAUGAGUGGUGAUGGUGAUGGUAAUGUUUUUUCUUUGCGAGAGAGUGUAAUAACGUCUUCAAAGUCCUCGUACGCAAACGCGUCCACGUACAACUACCGAGACGAAAACUACAUCGAAAACAUCGCGAAUUCGGUGUCCUCCUCGGAAGGGGAAACGAGGAAAGCGACGUUAAAAUCAAAGGUGAAAGGCGAAAACGGGAAAAAAAUUGAACGGUGCGCCGGACAAUGCAUAACGACGUGCGUGAGAGGGAGUUUCAAUUCAACCUCGGGUCCCGGGUUAGGACCGCUGACGAAAAUACAGGAACCGUUUGUCUUUAAAGACGGGUUCCGGAGUCGACAGUAUUGCGUGGAAGAGUGUUUGGAUUAUUGCGCGCUCAAAGUGAACAAAGAGGUGGCUUCGGCCGCACCGCCGAUAGCGUUGAAAUAA